Phalaenopsis equestris is the source of this 1069-nucleotide messenger RNA. RefSeq names its product thioredoxin 1-like. The record is from RefSeq and is a predicted model, not a curated record. Lineage: Eukaryota; Viridiplantae; Streptophyta; Magnoliopsida; Asparagales; Orchidaceae. The coding region runs from base 281 to 841 and encodes 186 amino acids. Gene Ontology annotation, cellular component: cytoplasm. Gene Ontology annotation, molecular function: oxidoreductase activity, acting on a sulfur group of donors, disulfide as acceptor; protein-disulfide reductase activity. The transcript is spliced from 2 exons.
UCCGUUGCUGUAGCCGUUGCUGUAGCAAAGUUUUCUCCGGAACGGGGCAGUGGCUACACGAUCAGCCACCGCCACACAACGGUGGCCUGUGGGCUCAUCUGGCUGUGGUACUCAUCCUUUAUCCAAUCUGAGCCAGGCCUCCGGUCCUACAUAUCAACAGAGAGCUCCCUCAUCACCACCACAAUUGCUCCCCAAAAUCUAGGGUUCCUCAUCCCUCAUACUCCCAUCUUCCUUCCAGGUUCAGAAGCCGAGAUUUCCGCAUAUUGAUACUGCUUCCGCUAUGGCUGCUGUUGUGUUGGAAUCGCUCUCAGUUCCACGCGCUCGUCCUGGCGCUGUGGUAGCGUCUACUUCCCGCGCGGUGGCUACUUCUGUUCCAGGAUGCCUCACGCAUGGUCUCAUUUCGGAGUUCAAGGGUCUGAGAGUGGCAUGCCGUUCUUCGAGGGUCUCGUUUGUGGUGCAACUGACGAGUGGUAGGGUUUCUCGCCGUAGAGCUGUGGUUUGCGAGGCUCAGAACACGGCUUUGGACGUGCCUGAUGUGACCAAAGAAACCUGGAAAUCACUGAUCUUGGAGUCUGAUAAACCUGUGAUGGUCGAGUUCUGGGCUCCGUGGUGCGGCCCCUGUCGCAUGAUUCUUCCGGUCAUCGCCAAACUAUCAAAGACAUAUGAAGGCAAAAUGAAGUGCUUUAAGCUUAAUACAGAUCAAAGCCCGGAAAUCGCCACCCAAUACGGCAUUCGAAGCAUCCCAACGAUCAUCAUAUUUAAGAACGGGGAGAAGAAAGAUGCUGUCAUUGGGGCUGUUCCAGAGAGCGCAUUGAUUACCUCCAUAGAGAAGUUUGUAUAGAGGUGAGCAAUUCCAAUCCUUCCAUUAUUAGCAGCUCUAUUUUUCAUUACCUAACGCCUCAUGAUGAUGCAAAUAUGUUUAUACUAUUUUUUCCUGUGGAUUUUUCUUCUGUCUUUUGUUAUAUAUGAGUAGGUUGUAGAUGCUCUUCUUUGCAGCAUGCUGCAAUCCUGUUAUUUUCCGGAAAAUCUCCACUAUCAAUCACCUAAGAUUAUUAAACUUUUGUUUUCA